Anopheles marshallii is the source of this 546-nucleotide messenger RNA. RefSeq lists its product as uncharacterized. The transcript has 4 exons. Lineage: Eukaryota; Metazoa; Arthropoda; Insecta; Diptera; Culicidae. Bases 1 to 546 code for a protein of 181 amino acids. The record is from RefSeq and is a predicted model, not a curated record.
AUGAAGUGCAAUCAAAAGCAUAAAUUUAUGCGAGUUUCUUUCAUCUUUUUCAUCGUUUUGCUAUUUGCGUGCGGCUCUCUGGCAGGCGACAAUAACGUGGAGGAAACCGUAAUUGAAGAUUUUUUUAUAUGCCGCACCUGUGGUAAUGAUGUCAGUGUAGCAAACCUAGCGUUUGACAAAUAUAGCCCCUUGGCACUUAGCGCUACGAACCACACAUUUGCAGACACCCGGUCCGUUCUAAUACAGGAAGUACAAAACCCGCUCGGGAUUAGGUUUCACAUCUUUCUAGUGAAACAAGCAUCCUGCGUGAAAAUCCAUCCGUGGACACACAAGUCAUCCUGGUUCCCUGGCUACUCCUGGAAGGUUUGUGUAUGUCCCAAGUGCCAUACACUGCUCGGGUGGAUGUUCGAACCUAUUGAGAGCGCGACUGCUGAGCAAAGUUUUCCUUCCGAGGCAGGUUUCUACGCUCUCAUCUUUCAAAACAUUAUUACCGAAGGAUACGUGAAUUCAUUGCUUAUGAAAGAGAAAGCUCUUCGUGAUAAUUGA